AUGGCUGAACCAGUAGGGCUAGCCUCCGGAUUAAUUGGCCUGGCAACGUUCGCUUUUCAAUGCAGCGUCUCGCUUUAUGAAACUGUGAACAGUUUCCGGUCCCAUCCAAAGCGCGUGCGUGACCUUCUCUGCGAGCUGGAAGCUUUGGGUGCCGUGUUGGCCCCACUCGUCGAUCUAGUAAAAUCGACCUCUGACGUCGAUCUCUCGGUACUGGAUCUGCCGCUGUUGCGAUGUGGCAAUGCCUGCAAAGAGUUCCAGCAGGAGGUGCUCCGUUGCGCAUCGCGAUCAAACAAUAAUCGGACAAGUUUCCGGGACUGGGCCAAGCUGACGUACAUGGGUGACAAUAUUGACGAUUUCCGCAACUUGCUGUCGGGAUACAAAGCCACGAUCAAUAUUGCCUUGACUGAUGCAACUCUACGUCAAUCUGCAAUCGCUGCUGAAACCAUCGGGGACUACGAGAACCUCAUCCAAGAUGCCAAGGAGGACCUCGAAGCCCGACUUGAAAGUAUUGAUAGGAAGUUGGAGCACCUAGUCGUCAACGAUGCGGCUCAGCCUGGACUAGAUGCGGCCGAGCUGCAGUCGCUCCGGGAGGAGCGCCUGAGCACCGAGAAAUGCCUCCAGAUUUGUGCGCAGCUGUCAAGUCACAUCGAUCAGAUUCAGCUAAUAUCUGACGAGACGGAUGCAUCUCGUGAAUCAACCGGGACAGAAACGUCUCCCGAAACCCUCACAAAUGAGGGCCUGCAAGAAUGCAAACGAAGCUUGACUAUCACAGCUGCCAAGUUGGAAAAGCAUAUGCGAGAUAUCAUGGACCGGCUACUGGCAAAAUCAAAGUCAGUCAUCUCGUCGGACGAAGAAGCCCAGGACCUGUCAAGAUUGCGCGAUGAAUGGGAAACCGCCCGGCAGUGCUUGGAUAUUUGCUCCCGGGCUGACAAUCACCUGAGGGAGAACGUCAGUGUCAUUGAAAACUAUGGCACCGGCGACGCUUUGCAGUUCAUGGUCUCCGCGAACGGGAAGGUCUUACAUGGGAAGAACCGGGGUGUGGGUUGGAGGAGCAGGCAAGUGGGAGGCUACUUGAGCGAUGAAUCUAUCCAGCAACUAUCACGAGAUCUCGCAACCAUGCAGACGAGUCAUCUGAGGGGCGAAGAUUCCUUCCCGAAGGCCGGGGCCACGCCCAGUGCAGACGACAGGAUGCAGGGCGAAACGACAGCAGAAUUUCAAGAACGAUUUGGAAAAGGCUUUACUCUACAGCCGGUGACUUCGCCGAAAACACAAAUGUCAUCACCGUGA
Molecule: messenger RNA, 1287 nt
Organism: Penicillium odoratum
Lineage: Eukaryota; Fungi; Ascomycota; Eurotiomycetes; Eurotiales; Aspergillaceae
Exons: 2
Coding region: 1-1287 (428 amino acids)
Source: RefSeq, a predicted model, not a curated record